GAUCAUGUGAACAAUGUGCCGAUGAUCUAAGUCCCCUAGAGAGCGACCUGAAUGCCGAGUCCAGCUCAGGUGCAGUAGACGCUGCUGAUCCAUAGCAGAUGCGAAUAUCGACGAGCUCUCGAUCUCACACGCCGAUGGAAUUAUUAUUCGUUAACUGAAGUAAAUAAUGCGAUUUUGAAGGCCCUCUUCAAAAUAUCCCGGGGAUACGGAUAGUAUUCCGUUGGGAGCGUUGGAAGAAAGGACAGCGCAGCUAGCGGAGCCCGUCGCUGGUACUAGAAUUCGACUGGUUACCACAGCAUCACGUGUAACCAUGCCAUUGGUUACAGCAUCGCGUGUAACGAUGCCGCACCUUUCCAUGCCACCCGCAGCACUGCCGUUAUUCGAAGCAGCUUCAAACGAAGCACAAGGCGAAAUCGCUCCGGUACGGGAGCGGAGCAGCAUAACGACAACAGCAGCAGCAGCAGCAGAAGAUACAGCAGUUACAGCAGCCGAAUCUCCAGCAGCAGCACCAAGAGUAGCAGCAGAAAUGGCAGGAGCAGCAGAAAUAGGGGGCCUCCAUCCCCUACCAAACGAGUUCCCGCCUUUUCCUGUCCCCAAGAUCCUUCCCCAGAGCAGAUCAUUCUGCUUCUACAGAAUCAGCUUAUAGCGGAGCGGACCUCCUUCGAAAAACGCCUGGCGAAAGUCGCGCAGGAAGCGGAGGAAACCCUAAACGCGCAGCAGCGAUUCUGGGCGGCGCAAGUGGCACGCUUAGAGGCGCAAGUGGCGGAAACCGGGCGGCAGAUGGCGCAGAUGCGGGCGGAAAGGA
Molecule: messenger RNA, 805 nt
Organism: Closterium sp. NIES-67
Lineage: Eukaryota; Viridiplantae; Streptophyta; Zygnematophyceae; Desmidiales; Closteriaceae
Source: the annotation of a GenBank genome assembly